Rhinolophus ferrumequinum (greater horseshoe bat) is the source of this 3081-nucleotide messenger RNA. It is a transcript of the gene DORIP1, whose product is annotated as chromosome 6 C14orf28 homolog. The transcript is spliced from 6 exons. Bases 328 to 1350 code for a protein of 340 amino acids. NCBI's taxonomy places the organism in Eukaryota, Metazoa, Chordata, Mammalia, Chiroptera, Rhinolophidae. The record is from RefSeq and is a predicted model, not a curated record.
GGGGGGAGGGGGGAGGAGGUCAGGCCGAAUCUUCCUCCGUAAUAAGAACCUACGCGUCCCGCGGUCCUGGCUCCGUGGGUCCUGUCGGAUCGGCCCUGGGCGCGGGAGCUGCUGUGGCUCCCGCCGCGGCGGGUGCGAUGGAGGCCGUGCCGGCGCCCAGCACUCAUGCCUGGAACGGCCGAGACAGCCGGCGGUGCUAGUAGAUGAGGCGGCGGGGGCGGCGGCGGCAGCGGCGGCGGCAGCGGCAGCGGCAGCACGGGCUCUCCAUGAGCAAGCGGCGGCGGCGACGGGUGCGGCGGCACCGGCGGUUUUCGGUCCCCGGGGAGGAUGAAGACACUGUUUGAAGAGAUCAAAGCAUCAAUUAAAAAUAACUAUAACCAAGAUCGCUCAUUUUGGAGGCCUGUUCUUCCUUGGGGAGGUGUUUUUACUAUCAAAGCUGGCCGCAAAGCAGUAUCCUGUACACCACUCUAUGUCGAAAUAAGACUGAAAAAUACCUGCACCAUAGAUGGAUUCUUGAUGUUACUAUAUGUCAUUCUUAAUGAAAAUGAAAAUUUUCCCAGGGAACUCUCUCUUCACUUAGGCAGAGAGUUUGUAGACUGCUUUCUUUAUUUAAUGGACACCUACAGUUUUACAACUGUGAAGCUGCUUUGGAUUUGGGACAAGAUGGAAAAACAGCAAUACAAAUCUGAAGUUCAUAAAGCUUCAUUAAUAAUUGAUUUGUUUGGGAAUGAACAUGAUAAUUUUACAAAAAAUCUUGAAAAUCUCAUGUCUACCAUACAAGAGAGUUACUGUUCCAACUGGCGAUGCCCAACUCGAGUGCAAGAAGAUCAGCAGCGCACAAUUAAUAUAAAUCCUCCCCAAGAAAUUCCACAUGGGAACUUAAUACGACUGGCUGUGGAUGAGUUAUUCUGUUCCAGGAUUGAACUGUGUGAAGAGCAUGGGUACAAUAAAACCUUGGUUAACCAUAACCCAGCUAAUCGGGACCCUCAUUUAACUGGAUAUUUUCAGCACUCUCCAUUUAGGAGAAAGAGGUGUGGUGGCUUAAGAGAAUUUUCCCAACGAGUUUUCUGCCACGGGGCACCCCCUUUUGUUGUCUUAAAUAUGCAGCAUUGGAAAUCUGAAGAUCUAGCAUAUGUACCUUAUAACUUGGAUUUAUCUGAUCACAAGUAUUUGUUGGAAGGUGCCACAUUAUUUAACAAAGAGGAACAUCAUUAUUCUGCAGCUUUCCAGAUUGAUGGACAUUGGAUGCACUAUGAUGGCCUCAGAAAUGUGAAUUUAAUUUUGUUAAAUAAACCCCCAGAGUUUCUCCUCUUGUCAUCAUUAGUUUAUAUUCGAUCAACAGAGAAAUAAAUAUAGACUGAUGCUAAAUGAAAUUGUUUUCCCUCCUGCCCAUGCUCUGCAAGAUGAAGGGUUUUGUGUGUACUUGGUAUCCAAGGAAAUAGUUCAACUAUACUAGUUUCAGAGAUGUAUUUUCCAGUGUUUAUCCCCAGGUAAAUGUUUUAUAUAGCGAAUCUAUGCAAAAACAUUGACAUUUCCUUUUUCUAUAUCCUGGGUUAUUUUUAUACAAGCAUAUUUUAUGUUGAAAUGAAAUAUAUCUUAUAGCCUUUGUAUUUUUUAUUUAUAUGUACCUCAGAGAUUUUUUACAAUUCUGCCCUUGAAUGCAAGAAAAUACUUUGUCAGUUGAAUUCUCAAUUUCUUUUUUUUUUUUAAUGGACAUCCAAAUUAAACCUGGGUACAAGUCAGUGUUUCAGUUUAUAUAAAUUGAACAGUUCAAAACGUAUCUGACUGUAUUUCUUUGCCCUACCUCGCUGUAACUCAAAGUGCACUGUUGGAUCUAGUAUGUAUUUGAAUGUACAAGCUUUAUAGAUGGCUUAGUGUAUUUUACUUGUUGUUUUGCCUAAUUUCCCUGAAGCAAUUUAAAAAAAUUUUUGGUGAGAAUGUUUUUCUGUGCUUGAAUUAUUUCUUUAUAAUGACAGAUUCUUUUAACCACUUGCUGAAGAAUUAUUAACAGCAGAUUUUAAGUUUUAACUAAGUUCCUAAACUUAAAGUUUUUAUUACAAAUAAGUUAUAUAACUAAUCUGAACAUUUAUCUCAUAAUUAAAUGUAAUGGAAAUUUUCCAAUAAAAAAAAUUAUUUUGCAGGUAAGACACCUAUAAAAAAAAUAAGGCAACUGGAUGUUUACUAAUGUUGGAUUUACAAUAGAAAUGUACUUUAAACAUAUACUUAGGAGGAAAUGGGUACCUGAGAAUAUUUCUUUUCUUAGUAAGUCAUAUUGGCACAGAGAAACAAAAACUUAAAUUUUUGGAGUAACAUCUCCUGGUUCCUUUGUAAGUAGUAAAUUGGCAGCAUGAGGUUUUGAUUUGCAAUAGAAAUCACUAGAAUUUUAUAGUUAUCAGAAUAUUGUUUCUUUUCAAAGAUCCUAAGAUCUCUCUUCUUUUUGUAAUUUAAAGGAAAAAAUUAAGUACUAUUCUCAAGGGAAAAUACUUUUUGUAUCACCAUUUUUUUAGUGUUUACAUUUCAACAGACAAUCCACCUUAGGUUUUCGGUUGAAAUUGAACUCAGUACAUUUGGAGAUUUCUACAUGACACCACAGUUCACUGCCAUACACCAAAUUUCUAAGGUUUAACUCAAUAAAUUAAGUCUUACGUUCGCUUGGUGCCAUAUUGAGACAACUUACUGAAGAAUGGAUAAAUGUUAAGUGAAACGUUGCUGAGAACGCCUCACUUUGAGCAAAUAUUAUGAAAAUUCCUUUUUUACGUAAGAUUUAAAAAUAGUGAUUUAUUUUACAAAAACAUCCCAUAUCGCCAGGAUUUGUUUAAAUAGUUUCCCACGUGUAUUUAAAUAGGAUUUGAUUUACAGUGAACUUUUUCUGGGGAACACCUUAUCGCAUGAAUCAAGAUAUAAAAAAACAAAUACUAGCAUAUACAUAAAUGGUAUCAUUAACAAAAUUAUUCCUAAUGCAUAUUUAUUUUUUUUAGAAAUUGUACUUUAUUUGAAAUACCUGUUUAUCACAAAACAAUGACUUACCUACCUCACAGGGUUGUUGUGAGGAUUUAAAUGUUAAAAUCUUGACUACCUUGA